Messenger RNA from Chlamydomonas reinhardtii, 3536 nucleotides. RefSeq lists its product as uncharacterized. The record is from RefSeq and is a predicted model, not a curated record. Lineage: Eukaryota; Viridiplantae; Chlorophyta; Chlorophyceae; Chlamydomonadales; Chlamydomonadaceae. Gene Ontology annotation, biological process: microtubule severing. The transcript is spliced from 9 exons. Bases 180 to 3353 code for a protein of 1057 amino acids. Gene Ontology annotation, cellular component: microtubule cytoskeleton. Gene Ontology annotation, molecular function: ATP hydrolysis activity; ATP binding.
UCCUAGUCUUCGACAACAGCUUGCCCUGCGCGCCCCCUUGCACAAAAGAGGACUUACCGUGCAACUUGAACGACUUGAUUUUAAGUGGCUAGGUAAUCCGCUCUCUCCGGCCUGCUGCCACGCCAGUGUAGUCUGCAUUGACUGACCACGCAAGGAGUUCCAAGCUGACCGACGACAAGAUGGAGGAAGCGCGAUCAGCGCUGCAAGCAUUGAAUUACAGGGAGCUUCAGGCGCGUGCGAAGGCGCUGGGUGUCCGCGCGAAUGGCAAGAGCACCGACUUGGUGGAGAAAGUUGCCAAGGCGAUGGUGUCUGGCCCCGUCAAUGGAAGCGACGGACCCGCGACGCCGAGUUCACUCAGCGCUUACGACGCAGAUGAGAACGCCACUCUGCAGGCCAGCGCGGGGCCUCUCUUGUCCACGCCCCCGGCGACUGGGCGACCGCUGACACCCUCCACUACCACCCCCAUUGCCACCGGCCUUCCCGACGACCCACUCACGGUUGCAGCCACCGCGACCAAGCGUGCAGCGGAUGCCUACGCAGCAGCCCGCUGUGAGCUGAUGGGAACGCCCUCGCUUGCCGACCUAGCCGCGAAGGCUUCGGCGGCAGCGCUGGCAGCCUCGAUGGCAAACCUGCGCCUUCAGAGCGAAAUCAAGCCCAGCGUUUCACGGUUGGCACCGGCCUCGCUGCUGCGCGCCCGCGCCCUGGCGCAAGACGCGCAAGGCUCGCAGCUCAUGGCGACGACGCCGUACCCGGCUGCCGCCUUCCCCUCCACCUCGCUGGGGGCGGUUUCUGGCCCAUUGGCAAGCUUGCAGCACCUGACGCCCAAGCAGCCUGGACCAGUCCUGUGCGGGGGUGUUGGCGUGCCGGAGCUGGAGCUCAUGCCAGCGGGCCUUGCAAUGGAAAGGAGUGCGGGUGUGGAGGUGGAGGUGCCGGAUAGCGACCUCAUGUCGCAGUUGGAGCAGGAGGAGGCGCUGCUGGAGGAGUCAGUGCGGCGGCUCGCAUUUGGCGUGGGUGCGUCGCCAGGACCGUCCGCAACCUCUGCGCGCAUGGCGGCCGUCACGCUCGGCGACAUUGCCGCGGCCAGUGCUACGCAGCAGCAGCAGCAGAGCCCGCUGACGCCUACGCUGGCCCCGGCGCGGCUGCUCGCAUCAAUCGCUGGCACCAGCAGCGGCAACAGCGGUGGUGCAAGUGCCAUGGAGCUGGGCGCUGAGGGAAACGGCGAGGCGGGCGGCGCUGGCAGCCAGGCAGAAGCCGAGCGGCAGCAGGCAGGACGUAAUGCAAGCACGCCGGCCGCACGCGCCAUGGGCUGUGGCAGCAGCAGCUGUAGCCCCAUGGAACUCGCCGCAGCUGCUGUUGCCACUGCUCACCAGAACGCCACGCACACUGCCUCUGCGUGCGCGCCCUCUGGCAGCAGCGCUGGCGCUGACGCAGCCGCCGCGGGAGCGGGCAAUGUGGCAUUGGAAGAGGCGCGGCGCAGACGGGCGGCAGCCGGUGCAGGUGGCGUCGUAGCGGCCGCUUCGUCGGUCUCAAGCGCGAUGCUGAUCACGGACCGGACGCCAGCUCGCAUGCAGCGUAUGAUGGGUAUCGCAAUGGUGCCGCCCGUGUCCAUGGCGCCCGUGCCCACUCCCCAGCCGGCGGCGCGGCCCGUCGGCGGCGUCGGCAAUGCAAGCCUGCUGGGCGGUCUUGGGCUGGGCGGAGGUACUGGCGGUGUAGGGAGCGUGCUGGGUCUGCCCCGCACGCCCGGUACGGGACUGCGCACUCCGGCGCGGCGCGUAGCGGUGGUCAGCGACGAAGCGCAGGCCCAAGCGUUGGAUGAGUGGGUGCGGCACAACCUGCUGGUGCCAGCACCUGGCACGGCGGCGGCGGCGUCUGUGACGGGAGUGGACAAUGGCGAUGCUGUAUCCUGGAACGAGUUAAUCGGCCUGGACGACGCCAAGCAGCAGCUGCAGGCCAUCUGCUGUGCACACGCGGAGACGCUGGUCGCGGCCGCCGGCAGCAGCCCGGGCGCCGCUACCACCACCACCACCACCAGCUGCGGCGCAACAGCUGCACCCAGCACCUCCGAUGCGCCGAGGCGCACAUCCGCCCGUGUGGCCACCACUGGCCGGACCCCCGGUCGCACGCCGGGCCGCGCCACAUCCUCAGGCCGCUCCACCAGCAGCGCCGCACCAGGUCCCACCGCACCCAGCAGCGCAAGCGGCUCUCCCACAACGUCCCCCUCCCCUGCUGCCGUUGUCAGCGCCGGCGAGACCGGAGGCGCUGCGCGCCAGGGCACGACGGCAGCGCGCAACCUGGCAGUGCUGCUGUGCGGUCCACAGGGCGCCGGGAAGGGUUUGCUGGCUCGGGCGCUGGCGGCGCAGACAGGCGCGGCGUACCUGCGGGUGCCGGGCGACCUGCUUGCCAGGGCCGGGGCCGUGGCGGGCGCCAAGCCGCUGCCCCACGGGCCCGGUCACAUGGACGCGGUGGUCCGCGCCGUCUUCCGGGUGGCGUCAGCCUCAGCGUCCGGCAGCAACCCGGGCAACGUUGACGGCAUUGGCGCCAGCAGCAUCAUUGAGGGCUGCGGCGCUGCAGUGGUGGUGCACCUGGACGACGUGGACCAGCUGGUCGGGCUGGAGGCAGCGGGCCGGGACACCCCCGAGGGCCGCCGCAUCCGCACCGAGCUGCUAGUGGCUAUGGACGCGCUCCUGCUGCAGCACCAGCAGCAGCCUGCCGCUGCCGGCAGCCGCAACAGCGCCGCCCCGAGCGGCAGUAGCAGCAGCAUUGCAGCGCCUACAUUCCGCGUGCUGGUGCUGGCCACCACCAGCCGCCCCGAGCAACUGGAUGACGCCAUGACUGCCAGGCUGGGCGCCAGCGACUGCCUACUGGCAGGUGCCCCCGAGUCUGACGCGCGGGAGUUGUUCCUGGUAGCCCGAUUGGCAGCGGAAGGCGCAGCUCUUGGAGUGGAGCAGAUCGACCAGCUCGUGACGCAGACGGAGGGGUUCACUUGCGGGUCGCUUGCCGCCAUGUGCGAGGCGGCGACAGCAGCGGCCUCAGCGCGGCGAGGAGGUGCCGCGUCAUCUCGUGCGGUCAGCCGCAAGUCUGCCGUCGCCGGCCCCACAGCCUCCAGCGGCAGCAGCGCCGCCGGGAGCCGUCAGACAAGGGGCACACCCCGCAAGCUUUUGGGCGCCAAGGCAGGCGGCGCAUCAGCCGGCGUGGGCGCAGGCGAGAGGGCAGAUGUGCCCAGCCCUGUGGAGCAGUCUGACCUGGAGGCCGCCCUGCAGGGCCUGGCCUGCCAGCGGGUGAUGGGCGAGCAGGCGGAGCGGAUGCGGUUGUUUCGGGAGCAGGUGGAGGCACAAUGGCCGAAGCGGGCUUGAGGAUGUGGCGGUCAGGGGCCGGGCCGGGUUUAUAGUGGCAAUAGGAAUGCCUACUGAUACCCGUUGAUUGAACUGGACGUGAAUGCCAAGUUCAUGUUGGGGGGCGCGGGGAGAACAUGCGAAGCGGGCGGGACCGUGGCAGACUGUGUUUUCCAAUUCGGGCGGGAACUCAGGCGGGAAUCC